AUGCAAGAUAUCCGCGCUAUCAACAGCGACUUCCGCGCUUUCGUGGACAACCCUGGCAUCAACGUCUUGCUCUUCAAACCCGUGGCAGAUCGAGAAAGACGGAGGCUUCGGGCGGAGGUGUCUGAAGUGACGAGCUUUCCAGAGGGCAUGGAUCUGUUAAUCGCUUAUCGCCGCUUCCUUGCCCGGCGUGGCCGGUGGAACAGGCCUGAAUGCCAAGAAUGGACGAAUCGUAUCCUUGCGCAACGAUGGAUGCAAGCACGCUUACGCUCUCGAGAAGUGGAUUGGAGCCCGGAUGUCGAGCGCUGGCAUCUUGAUUGGAUCCUAUUUCUGCUUCGUGUGCUCUUGAGCCUCUAUUUGCAACUACGCCGCCCCGGGCAUCGUCUCUGGAAUGACAUACCACAAUUUACAGAUCUAGCCCAUUUCAAGCAGUUUGUGGUGGCUAGAGGAUCCCUUCCCCCUCGGUGGUUGCUUGAAUGCGUUCGCACAACUAGUGCCAACAAUGGAUCACCGCAAGCUACACUGAACCUUCUGACGAAUUGGUUCGUUCUGAUUGCACAUGGGCAAUUGCAAUGGUUGAAAGGGCGACAAGCCCCCUCACGCACCCUCCUGCCGUCUGUGUUGGCAGUGACGAGAGUCAGCUAUAUCGGUCGUAACACCCUUGUCGGGAUGGCGGCAGGCCACGGCUUACGUCCGGAUCGUCGGGUUAGGGCGGUGGCGGCUGGAGAUCUGCAGCGAAUCCUCGGAAUACCCGACAUCCCAGGCUUUGGACCCGCCGAGUACGAUGUGGAAGCAUGUUAUUGUAUUCGUACACCCCCGACCUACGACCGACUUCAAAGUGCUCUUCGUGGUGAAGAUGCACCAUUGAAGCGUCAGCAACAAAGCUGGAUCCUAGAGCAGAUGUAUGUGUUUUGA
Messenger RNA from Cercospora beticola, 912 nucleotides. RefSeq lists its product as uncharacterized. The record is from RefSeq and is a predicted model, not a curated record. Lineage: Eukaryota; Fungi; Ascomycota; Dothideomycetes; Mycosphaerellales; Mycosphaerellaceae.